This is a messenger RNA of Lachancea lanzarotensis, 747 nucleotides long. RefSeq names its product LALA0S01e06788g1_1 (gene PRX1). Bases 1 to 747 code for a protein of 248 amino acids. The transcript has a single exon. Gene Ontology annotation, molecular function: thioredoxin peroxidase activity. Gene Ontology annotation, biological process: cellular response to oxidative stress; cellular oxidant detoxification; cell redox homeostasis. NCBI's taxonomy places the organism in Eukaryota, Fungi, Ascomycota, Saccharomycetes, Saccharomycetales, Saccharomycetaceae. The record is from RefSeq and is a predicted model, not a curated record. Gene Ontology annotation, cellular component: cytosol; mitochondrion.
AUGUUCCGCUCUCUGCUAGCUGUCAGACAAUCUGGUCAGCAACAACGUUCCAUGUUGAGAACUUCCGUGAGAAUGAUCAGAACAUUCAAACAAGAAGAGCAACCAAGACUUAGAAUCAAUUCUGCCGCUCCCAACUUUACGGCACCUUCGACGCAGGGUCAGUUGAACCUGCACGAGUACUUGGGCGACUCGUGGGGUGUCUUUUUUUCACACCCAGCGGACUUCACACCCGUGUGUACGACUGAAUUGGGGGCCUUUGCCAAGCUGAAACCCGAGUUUGAGAAGCGUAACGUCAAACUUAUCGGUCUAUCGGCCGAAGAGGCGGACAAGCAUCAAACCUGGAUCAAGGACAUCGAGGAAAUAAGCAGUCUCGACAAGUUUUCGUUCCCUAUCAUUGGCGACUCCAGCCGUGAAGUGGCGUUCUUGUACGACAUGGUGGACGAAGAAGGGUUCAAAAACCUCAACAAGGGCAUUGUGGCGACCAUUAGAAGCGUCUAUGUGAUCGACCCUGCCAAAAAGGUGCGUUUGAUUAUCACAUACCCAGCUUCCGUGGGUAGAAACUCCAGCGAGGUUUUGAGGGUUAUCGACGCUUUGCAAAAGGGUGAUUCCAAGGGCGUUGUCACCCCUAUCAACUGGCAGCCGGGUGAGGAUGUUAUCAUUCCUCCUACUGUCUCUGACGCUGACGCCAAGACCAAGUUUGGUGAGUUCAAGACUGUCAAGCCAUACUUGCGUUACACCAAGGCCUAA